This is a messenger RNA of Callorhinchus milii (elephant shark), 4769 nucleotides long. RefSeq names its product hexokinase-2-like. Gene Ontology annotation, cellular component: mitochondrion; cytosol. Lineage: Eukaryota; Metazoa; Chordata; Chondrichthyes; Chimaeriformes; Callorhinchidae. Gene Ontology annotation, biological process: intracellular glucose homeostasis; glycolytic process; glucose 6-phosphate metabolic process. Bases 131 to 2908 code for a protein of 925 amino acids. The transcript is spliced from 20 exons. Gene Ontology annotation, molecular function: ATP binding; D-glucose binding; mannokinase activity. The record is from RefSeq and is a predicted model, not a curated record.
CGCCGGCCCAGAACACGCGGCGGUUUGCUUCGAGAAAUUUCUCCAGUGGAAAGUGGCGGAAUCCAUGCACAUUCUGUGUCUUCAGUUUGUGGAGCUGCUGAAGAGUGUGGUCUAAGGAGAAUGAGUUCCUAUGAAAUCCCCAAACAGGAAACAAAGUUCUGAUCCGUCAACGCAUGCACAGAAGAACAUCAUUUCCCACGAUUCAGUGCGAUUCCAAUGCUUGGUUGAAGAAUACGUCAAUGCCUUGUUUAUUUCUGAAGACAAGAUGUUGGAAAUUAGUAGUCAGAUAUCACAGGAAAUGGAGAAUGGACUGAGUAGAGAAUUACACAGUGCUUCUACUGUGAAGAUGCUACCAACAUUCGUCCGGGCUUUACCAGAUGGCACGGAAAAAGGAGAAUUUGUUGUGCUUGACUUUGGUGGAGCCAGUUUCCGUAUCUUGUUGGUGAGAUUGGGUGUCGAUAAAAAAUGUAAACUGUUAAUCAAACCAGAGGUCUUUACAGUCUCACAUGAAAUCACGCAGGGCACAGAAGUGCAGCUCUUUGACUACAUCGCUGCCUGUCUUGCCAAAUUCAUGGAGAAACAGAAAAUCAAGGAAAUGAUACUGCCCCUUGGAUUUACUUUCUCAUUUCCCUGCAAACAGACAAAACUUGAUGAGGCGAUUCUGAUCAGCUGGACCAAAGGUUUCAAAAUCAGUGGAGUUGAAGGCAAGGAUGUUGUGCAACUCCUGCAAGACUCCAUUCAACGCAGAGGGGAUUACAAAAUUGGUCCAGUGGCUGUGCUCAAUGACACUGUCGGAGCUAUGAUGAGCUGUGCCUACGAAGAUUCGAACUGUGAGAUUGGACUCAUUGUGGGGACAGGCACAAAUGCUUGUUACAUGGAGGAAAUGCGGAACAUUGAGAUCGUUGAAGGGGACGAAGGACGGAUGUGCGUGAAUAUAGAGUGGGGGGCGUUCGGAUCGGAUGGCUUUCUGAAUGACAUCCGGACAGAGUUUGAUCUGGAGCUGGACAGUAUUUCCGUGGUACCUGGAGCUCAGAUAUUUGAGAAGAUGGUAAGCCAUAAGUAUUUGUGUGAGCUUGUCCGCCUCGUUAUGGUGAAAUUGGUCAAUGAAAAUGUUCUUUUUGGUGGAAAGGCAACACCAUACCUGAUGAACAGUUGGAAUCUUGAAAGCGAGCUGAUUUGUGAAAUCCAAAGUGAGACAGGGCAAUUUGAAAAAGUGAUGAACUAUCUGAGGAAAUAUGGGGAAGAUCCCAGUGAGCACGACUAUGUGACUGUGAAGAAGAUCUGCCAUGCAAUUUGCGAUCGCUCUGCCAGCUUAUGUGCUGCCAGUCUCAUAGCAGUCUUAAUCAAAAUAAAAAAAAACAGGGGUCUUCCUCAGUUCAAGAUCACCGUUGGCGUGGAUGGAACGCUCUACAAAAUAAAUGCAAUGUUCCGAGAGAAGUUGCAUUCUACUGUUAAAUUGAGUGUUCCAGAUGCUGAGGUCAAGUUUCUUCUCUCUAAAGAUGGCAGUGGUAAGGGUGCAGCCAUGCUUACAGCUGUGGCCUCCCGAUUGGCUGCACAGCGUGUUCAGAUCAACAAAGUCCUCAGCCCAUUCAUAAUAAGCGAAGAACAGCUCGUUGAUAUACAGAACAGGAUGAGGAAGGAGAUGGAAAUGGGUCUAAAGGCUGAGACCCAUGAAAUGAGCUCGAUUGCUAUGUUGCCAUCAUUUGUACGCGCUUUACCUGAUGGUUCAGAGCGAGGCAACUUCCUAGCGCUGGAUCUAGGAGGCACUAAUUUCCGUGUCUUAAUGGUGAACAUUUCCAGUCCUGAAGAGGGAGGAAUUGAGAUGAAGAGUGAGAUCUACAGCAUUCCUCAGAACGUGAUGCAAGGUGCUGGAGAGCAGCUUUUUGAUCAUAUUGUGGAUUGCAUCAUUGACUUUCUGCAGAAGUUGAACAUGGAGGAAGGAUCUCUGCCACUGGGAUUCACGUUCUCUUUCCCCUGUAAACAGACCAGACUGGAUGAGGGCUAUCUCAUGCAUUGGACCAAGGGAUUCAGUGCGACAGACGUUGUAGGAAAUAAUGUGGUAGAACUGCUGCGAAUGGCCAUUUCUCGCAAACAGACCUUUGGUUUGGACGUUAUUGCCCUCGUUAAUGACACAGUUGGAACGAUGAUGGCUUGUGCUUACGAAGACCCAAAGUGUGAAAUUGGCCUGAUUGUGGGAACCGGCACCAAUGCAUGUUACAUGGAGGAAAUGAGGAACAUUGAGUUGGUGUCUGGUGACGAAGGACAAAUGUGCAUCAAUAUGGAGUGGGGAGCAUUUGGGGACAACGGUUGUCUGGAAGACUUGAUCACAUCAUUUGACAAAAAUGUGGAUAGUCAGUCUCUGAAUACAGGACUGCAGACGUAUGAAAAGAUGAUCAGUGGUAUGUACUUGGGUGAAAUUACCCGAAAUAUUCUCAUCGAAUUGACUGAAAAAAGAAUCCUCUUCCGUGGCAAGGUCUCUGAACGUCUAAAAACACGAGACAUCUUUACGACAACCUUCCUCACACAGAUUGAAAGUGAUAGCCUCCAGCUGUUGGAAGUCCGUUCAAUCCUUCAAGACCUGGGAUUGGAAAGCACGUGUGACGACAGCAUCAUUGUGAAGGAGGUGUGUCAGACCAUCUCUAAACGAGCAGCUAAUCUCUGCGGAGUUGGCAUUGCUGCUAUCGUGGAGAAAAUAAGAGAAAACCGAGGACUGGAAGAACUGACAGUCACUGUCGGGGUGGAUGGCACUUUGUACAAGUUACACCCACAUUUUUCCAAGAUUGUGGAGGAUACAGUGAAGAUGUUGGCCCCAAAGUGUGUGGUUAAUCACCUGCAAUCACAUGAUGGCUCAGGCAAGGGUGCGGCACUUAUUGCGGCAGUGAUGAAGCGAGAGAAAGAUACACUCUGAAUGUGGCACUACUUAUGUUUGCACAUGUGAAUUCGUUGGAAAACCUGCAGAGUAAACACAACAUUGAAGCCCAUGCGAGUGUCCCAGGACUUACCUAUAUAAUUUAUUGGAAAAAUGGGAGAAAGAUUGUGUAAAUAUUGUUUGUGGUUCAAAACACCUGGUUUGUACUUCUUGCUGAAGCUGUUUAAAUGUUCCAGAACCUAAUUUCAUAGUUUGUGCUUGUUCAAUGUAGUGUUUGUCUGUAGGAUAUUAAAAUCAAUUGUUAGAUAUGUAAUGUGUUUAAGAGCUAUCACACAAAUAAUUCUUUAAUAACAUUUAAAUUUUGCCAGAAAGUUCCAUUGAAGCACCCAAGAAAUUUCAGGAGCAAUCCAGGAUCAAAGCAUAAUUUGAGUGCCACAGACUGUAAUUGGCGCCCCCACAGACACAUUAAUUGGAAAACCACCAGUAUAAAUUCAAGCCUAUGUAAAUUACCCAGAGUCACAUGAUGCAGAAAUGCUGUACAAUUGUCAUUAGCGUCAUGAGCACAGUCACAGACUACACAAUAAAAGGAAAGCUGCUCCACUCCUCCCUCCAGCCUUGUAUCACGAGUCUGACUCCACACCUAAUUUCUGUUUUCAUAUCUGCAUUAUAAUAACAAACGUUUGCUUUUAGACAAUGCCCUUCACAUAGGAUAACAUCUCUUUUGAGAUAGCGAUUUAGGAGGAAGGACUGUCGAACAUUUACCUGAUUUUACUCCAAUCUUGUGUCAUUCAUCUGCCUCCAAGCUUAACUUUUGUGUUAAUAGCAAAACUCUACGAACACGCAACAACAACAACUUGCAUACAUAUAGUAUCCUUCACAUGGGCAAGGUGGGAGUGCAGAAGGAGAUAAGUGACAAAACAUGGGUGUGAAGGCAGACCAGUGUGCAAGGCAGAUGUGAAGAUAAACUCGUGACACAAAUUCCCUACACCACUUGAAUGAAAGAGAAGUCUUCAAUUUGCAGCACGAGUUUUGUCUCCUCAGGUGUGUCACCUGUCUGUACACUCGCUUUGGGUUACCUGUCUGCCUUGUGUCAUUGAGUCAGCAUCUCCACACUAAUGCCACUAAUUACUUCUUCAUACCAGCAUUUUUGUGUCCCUCACCUUCACACCCAUCUGUGUCCCUAUUAACUGUCUCUGGAAUGCAAUUGAAGGAAUUACACUUAUCUCCAGUUUAGCCUUGUGCCACAAAUAUCUCUGCACCCACUUGAAUUAAUUCUUCUCUUUUCACAACCGUCUGAAGUCUCCACAUACACCUUUUGCCCCCAUUUCUCACUGCAUACAUGCAAUAUUGUCUGCUCCACAUGAGCAUUGUGCUUCCAUCUCCAUCCUAUGCUACUACCCUCUGCUUCAAUGGUCCCUGGCUCACUUUGUGUUAAAAUGCCCACUCAAUAAUCCAUAUGUACAGUUGUGUCCAAUCUAUCUCCACACCUUGUGUUACUAUAGACACCUUGUGCAGGUCUUCACACCUGCCUUGUGUCACUGGUUUGCCUUCGCACUCAUGUUUUGUCUCUUUAUUUCCUCCACUCCCAUCUGGUGUCACUCGUGCCUGACACAUUAAUCUGUCUUGUAACACUGGUUUCUGUUUCCACACUUGCUUUAUGUCUCUAGUUUUGACUCUCUUCCCUUCCUCCUGCCCCACUUUACUCACACACACACACACACACACACAGAGUAGCUGUGCCAGAAACACCCAUUGUGACGGUGUGUGAGCGUGCUCACAAUAUUUAGAAAUCUGUUGAAAGGUAGUUUGUUUGCUGUUAGUUGUGGUUCUUGGUUAUAAGUUUUAAUUUGCUAUUGUUUUUGUGAAUUAAUGUUGAAAAAUAAAGGUUCAUUUACCACCA